AUGUCCUACUUCACCGAGCACUUCUGGGGCGAGAAGAACCACGGCUUCGACGUGCUCUACCACAACAUGAAGCACGGGCAGAUCUCCACCAAGGAGCUGGCCGACUUCGUCCGCGAGAGGGCUGCCAUCGAGGAGAACUACGCCAAGGCUAUGGUGAAGCUGUCUAAGAUGGCCACCAACGGCACCCAGCUGGGGACCUUCGCGCCGCUCUGGGAGGUUUUCCGCAUCUCCUCGGACAAGCUGGCCCUGUGCCACCUGGAGCUGAUGAAGAAGCUGCACGACCUCAUCAAGGAGAUCUCGCGCUACGGCGAGGAGCAAGGCCGGGUGCACAAGAAGUCGAAGGAGGAGGUGUCGGGGACGCUGGAGGCCGUCCAGCUGCUGCACGGGGUGGCCCAGCUGUUGCCCAAGUCCAAGGAGAGCUACCACAGCAAGUGCCAGGAGUACGAGCGGCUCCGCAAGGAGGGCACCAGCCAGAAGGAGAUCGACAAGGCGGAGCUCAAGUCCAAGAAGGCGGGCGAGGCGCUGCGGCGGGCGGUGGAGAAGUACAACGCUGCCCGGGCUGACUUCGAGCAGAGGAUGCUGGAUUCGGCCGUGCGCUUCCAGGAGGUGGAAGAAGCCCACCUACGCCACAUGAAGGGUCUCAUCGGCUCCUACUCGCACUCCGUGGAGGACACCCACGUCCAGAUUGGGCAGGUGCAUGAAGAAUUCAAGCAAAACGUGGAGAACAUCGGCACCGAGAUGCUGCUGCGGAGGUUUGCCGAGAGCAAGGGCACGGGGCGAGAGCGGCCAGGAGCGUUGGAUUUCGAUGAGUACCGGCUGGCCCCAGCGCAGGAAGGACCCAAGAGGAGCCGUAGCAAAGCUUUCCGCAUCCCUGGGUUGAGCCGUAAGGAGAGGGAUCGUGACGCUGUGGAAUCCCCAGAUGCCGAGGUGGGCUGCCCGGAGGUGGAUGAGGACGGGUUCACCGUGCGCCCUGACGUCACCCGCACCGAGGCGGAGAACCACAUCUGCUCCUCCAGCGACUCCGACUACGACGACGAUGAGCCCCGCAAGUUUUACGUCCACAUCAAGCCGGUGCAGCCCCGGGAGGCGGGCGGCAGCGCCGAGGCCACCGUGGAGCAGCUCAAGGCCACCGCGGGGAACCUCAUCCUGCCCCCCAGCUUUGGGGGCACGGUCAAGCGACAGUCGUCCCGGCACGUGGCAUCUCUGACCCCGGCCCCGAGUGAUGCGGACCAGGAGGGAACGCUGGCGGCAGGUGAGGCUGUGCUGGGGGGUUCCUGGAUGCGGGGGGGUCCCGGGGAUGCGGGGUGCAGUGGCUCUGCAACCCCCGGCAUGUCCCCUCUCCCCGCAGGUGACGGUGCAGGGAGGGGGCGCCCGGCGGCGCAGGUGAACAGCGGCCCCGGGAAAGCCCCUCCGGAUGCGGUGCCCCCCGCCGCUCUCUUCGGGCCCCCGCUGGAGUCGGCUUUCGAAGCGGAGGAUUUCCCAGCCCCCCGCGCCUACGUCCUCACCUCCUCCUCCUCCCCCUUCUCCUCCUCCUCCCCGGAGAACGUGGAGGACUCGGGUUUGGACUCACCCUCGCACCCCGCACCCGGACCCUCCCCGGACUCGAGACCCUGGACCCCGCAGCCAGGGACACCGCAGAGCCCCCUCCCAAAGCGGGGUGGCCUGCCGGACCCUCCGCCGCCACCACCACCCGCCACCCGGGAGCCCGGUGCCUGGGUGUCGCGGCCCCGCAGCCCUGCCGGCCGCCUCCCCGAGCCCCCCGGCUUUGCCAUCUUCAGCGGCCCCGGGGCCGAGGGGCUCUGGGAGGACGCGGGGACGGCGCCCCGGGGACGCAGCCGCUGCCCCAGCGGCCCGGCGCCCCGAGAAGCCCCCUCGCCCGACCCUUUUGGGGAGCCCCCGCCAUGGGUCAGACCCCGCAGCCCCGCUGGGGACCAGCCCCCGCUGCCCUGUCCUUCCUCCAACUCGGCCUCCUCCUCCUCCUCCUCCCCGGCCCCCCCCAGCGGGGGGGAGUCCUCCAGCCCCUCUCCAUGGACCUGCCAAGGGUCGGGGACGAGGCUGACUGAGGACGGCACACCGGCGGCUCCCCUGCCGCAGCCUGAGCCGGAUGCUCUCCCCACCCGGCCCAGCGCGGCCCCCCGGGAGGUCCCGCUCGUGGCACCCCCUCGCCGCUCCCGCACGAAGAGGCCGGCGGCCGGACCGGCUGCAGGCAGCAACACCGACCUGUCGCGCUCGCUGAGCCCCUCGCCCUCCUGGAGCUGCGGCCCCUCGCACUCGGCGCCUGCCAGCCUGGGCGAGCGGGGCUUCUUCGCCGUCUCCCAGCCGGCGCUCGGGCUGUCGCGGGGUCCCAGCCCCGUGGUGCUGGGCUCGCAGGAUGCGCUCCCCGUGGCCACCGCCUUCACUGAGUACGUCCACGCGUACUUCAAGGGGCACGACGCUGACAGCUGCCUGGUGAAGGUGACGGGGGAGCUCACCAUGUCCUUCCCCGCCGGCAUCGUCCGCGUCUUCAGCGGGAGCAUGGCCCCCCCCGUGCUCAGCUUCCGCCUGCUCAACGCGGGCGCCAUCGAGCAGUUCCUGCCCAACGCCGAGCUGCUCUACAGCGACCCGUCCCAGAGCGACCCCAGCACCAAGGACUUCUGGCUGAACAUGGCAGCGCUGACCGGGCACCUGCAGAAGCAAGCGGAGCAGAGUCCGGCCGCCUCCUACUACAACGUGGCUCUGCUCAAGUACCAGUUCUCACGGCUGGGCCCCGGCUCGGCGCCGCUGCGGCUGUGUGUGCGCUGGGACUGCUCGCCGGGCGCCACGCGGGUCAGCGUCGAGUACGGCUACAACGCCGGCGCCCUGGCCCUGCCCGUGCCCCUCGCCAACGUCCACGUCCUGCUGCCCGUGGACGAGCCCGUCACCAACCUGCGGCUGCAGCCCGCGGCCAGCUGGAACCUGGAGGAGAAGAGGCUGCUCUGGAGGCUGCUGGACGUCCCCGGUGCCCCGGGACAGGGAGGCUGCGGCCGGCUCUCGGCCAGCUGGGAGCCCCUCUGCGGGCCCAGCAAGCCCAGCCCCGUGGCAGCCCAGUUCAGCAGCGAGGGCAGUACGCUCUCGGGUGUCGAGGUGGAGCUGGCGAGUGCCGGGUACCGCAUGUCGCUGGUCAAGAAGAGGUUUGCUACAGGGAUCUACCUGGCGGGGUCCUGA
Molecule: messenger RNA, 3183 nt
Organism: Gavia stellata (red-throated loon)
Lineage: Eukaryota; Metazoa; Chordata; Aves; Gaviiformes; Gaviidae
Gene: FCHO1
Product: FCH and mu domain containing endocytic adaptor 1
Biological process (GO): clathrin coat assembly; clathrin-dependent endocytosis
Cellular component (GO): clathrin-coated vesicle; plasma membrane; cytoplasm
Source: RefSeq, a predicted model, not a curated record